AAUGCUGAUGCAGACCAGGAGCCUGAAGUUUCUCGCCCUUGCAACCCAGUGUCUUUCAUCCCUGACUUCCAGCACAGGAUAGCGACAGAUGGAGGAAUUCAACUGAUUUUGACGAACAGGUGCAGUGAACCUGUGAGCCGACCACACUCCUGGCAUUCAACCACAUCUGGAGACGACCGGACUGAUGCCAGCAUGAUGCAAAUAUCUCAGGGCACAAUUGGAACUCCUUGGCACCAAAAUUAUCAUUCCAGCUCCUCUACAAGUGAUGUCUCUAACUAUAGCCAUGCUUAUCCGAGAAGGAGCCCCGAUCAGUACAGCUCCCAGGGAAGCAUGGAGAGUCUGGACCACAGUGGGAGCUACCCUCCAUGCCACCUCCUCUCCCCUGCCAAGUCCACCAGUAGCAUUGAUCAGCUUACCCACCUCCACAACAAGAGAGACUCUGCUUAUAGUUCCUUCUCCACCAGUUCUAGCAUCCUCGAGUAUCCCACCACCAGCAUCUCUGCCCAGGCGUGUUCUGACACAGUGGCCACAACACCCGCCCAGCGCAGCACGUUGGAAGGAAUGAGACAGGCUGACAUCCGCUAUGUCAAGACAGUCUAUGAUACCAAGCGAGGCAUCUCCGCAGAGUACGAGGUGAACUCUUCAGCACUGCUUGUCCCCAGUGGAGAAUCCCAGGGAUCAGUGGAUGGUCAGGAGUAUGAAAGGUGGCAUGGUCAUCCCAGAGGUGGUAGGAUGCCACUGCUACCUUGGAACCAACAAUACUGCAGUUCCCAUGAGACAAACUCUAACAACCUACCCCACGAAGUGGGUGUUCCCUUGCCCCCAACUCGGAAUGGCAGCUUUGGAGUUCUUAGGCAUUAUGAGAGGCCCAGCUCCUGGUCUAGCCUUGAGCACAACAGGUACGGCCGGUCCCAAUCAAGCUUCCCCGGAUCCCUAAAGACUUCAUUUCCAGAAGAACAUUUACACACUCUCCUGGAAAAGAGUCCAGAGAAUAGUCCUCCAGUGAAGCCCAAGCAAAACUAUACCCAAGCGACCCAACCAGGCCAGCCACUGCUGCCUACCAGCGUCUACCCUGUACCUUCACCUGAACCACACUUUGCCCAGAUGCCUCAGCCUUCUAGGAGCAGUAAUGGGAUGUUAUGCCCAGCACUCACCAAGGAACGUGGCUAUACUGCUCCCCUGAGCACUUGUGAGAAGAAAGCAGCUCUUGAGAAUGGCAAUCAAAAUGGCCCCAGUAAAUCUGCCGCUAUCUUUUACCAGGCACCAGAGUAUACCUCACCCUCCCUGGUGGAGAAGCCAGAAACCACAGGCAAGUUUUCCCCAUAUAAGCCACAUUUUCCAUCAGAGCCUGAGAAUCUCAGGGGCACCUCCCUGCAGAAAGAUGAGCCAAGGAUUUCAGAAGGUAACAAUACUCUCCCCAAUGGGAGAGAAAGCCUACAUGACAGGGUGCAGCACUGCAACCAUCACAUCCCGCAGGUCCUGCAGGAAGUCAAUGAAGGCAAGCCACUUUUCAGAUCUUCUGAGCCCAGGAGGGCCGAAUUCCAGGAGUCUCAAAACGGCCACCUCCAACCAAGACCAGAAAGAGAAGGCCUCGCCGAGGACUCAUGGAGCACUUCUGACCAAGCAAGUUCAAAUAUUUCAUCUCUACAGACUAUUUCCAAAAGCACCAGAAGGCGAGAUAGUCUAGAGAUACAAAUGGAACCCCAGGAGGGAAACCCUGACAGUCGACCCGCCUGUCGGAUCAACAUGAGCAAAAUGGAACACGAGCCCAGAAAGUCGGUUCUGGAACGAUGGGACCAUUCAGACUGGCAGGCUUCCCAUGUGAGGUCUGAGGGAGGACCUAAAGGGCCACCCCGUUUCCAUAAUCCUGAACCAAGGCAUGAGGCCCCCGGGCAGGCGUCCAACCCAAGCCGGAGGCGACGUAGUUCAGGCAAUGCCGUCCCGACCUCUCAUUAUGGGAAACCCCACUGCUCUGUGUUGGAGAAGGUCAGUAAGUUUGAGCAACGUGAACAAGAGACUCGGAGACCCUCAAGCGUGAGCAGCUACAUCUACAGGACCAACAAGCUGGAACAGACACCCAGCAACAGAAGCUCCACGAUCAGCCUUGAAGACCCCCAUGGUGAAAUAAGUCCAUCCUUUGGUUCUCUGAGUAUCAGAGGGAGCCUGGUCAAAGAGGGUAAGAAGAAACCUGAAGGGGUUUCCUGGCAUCCAGCUGAGCAUCAGCUGAGGAGGGUUGGAAAUGGUGGAUAUGGACCCACACACCCAGACCCCAAGCCACUCAGAAACGCUUUUGUCCUCCAACGUAGCCAGAGCACCUUCCAGCUUUCCAACAAUGUAGAGGAGGAAACCCUGUGGAGAGAAGGUAGAUCUAGUAGUCCUGAGUCACCACUUCUGGAGGUCCCCUUAAACCAGGCUUAUCGGAACAGUAUCAAGGAUGCUCAGUCCCGCGUGCUGGGAGCCACUUCAUUCCGACGCCGGGAUCUUGACCUGGGUCCCCAUGGAGCAUCCCAGGCAAGGCAGAGGCCAGCCUCUGCCCACUUGGGGCCAAGGAGCCCAGAAAUAACAGCAAUGCCUGCUUCACCUCAUAUCCCCAAGGAACGACAUAGCAUCACUCCAGCCGAGGGGAGCCCACCCAGGGAAGACUCCAUGCCCCUGGUGGCCCGCAUUGGAGGCCGGAAGAGACUGACAGCUGAACAAAAGAAGCGUUCCUAUUCAGAGCCUGAGAAGAUGAAUGAAGUAGGGGUAUCCGGGGCAGGAGAGUCGCCUGCUUGCUAUCCCCAUAGGAAGGACCUGCCUUUUGGCUUCCCAGAGAACACGGUGGCAGACAGGCGCCGCAUCUUUGAGAGGGAAGGGAAAGCUUGCUCCACACUCAACCUCUCCAGGCCUGAGCUGAAGCAGCUGCAGCAGACUGCCCUGGCUGACUAUAUUCAACGCAAAACCGGGAAGAGGCCAUCCCCUUCGGCCAGUCACAGACGGGAGAGCCGCAGCCUAGCUGCGGCCCCAAGCAUGAAUUCCCUGCAGGAGCAAAACCCCUUUCCCAGGAGAGGGUCUGCCACCCUGCCCACAGAAUUGGUGGGAAACACAGACAGAAGCAGCCUCGAGAUGCGGGGCGUGCCACGAGAUAGGAGCAGUUCCUUUGCCAGUGGCUUUCUCCAUGCUGAAAGGUACUGGCCUCCCAAGAGGGAGUCAGCGAGAGUGGAUUGGCUUGGAGAGGCCAAUGGCCAGCCCACUCACCCACAGAAAGUGGCCUGGGCCCAUGAGAAGCGAUCUGCCCUGGUAACCCCAACCAGGGGGGCGGGAAAGUCCAUGUCGGCCGAAGAUCUGCUCGACAGGUCAGAUGUCCAGACUGUCCCUUUCCAUUCGAGGUCCAGGUCGUCCCCUGUCUCAACUAAGAAAUGUCAGGAUACAUUUCUGAGAGGAAACAGUGACUACAGUCUUCUGGGAAAGGCUCCUUCCUUCGUGGCUGGCGCCGGAUCCAGGCAAUUCAGUUAUUCGGAAAGAAGCUAUGAAGAGAUGUCAUCCCUUCCACAUCGCCCAGGGUCUCACAAAGUACCAAAUGGGUCAUCUGCUUUCAUGGAAGCGUCCAGGACCCUAGAGCCUCAAGGGUCUACCAGCAGAUCUCCAGCCUUUGGGCCACCAGCAGCAGGAAGGCAAGGUCAUUUCGUGGACACAAAAUCCUCACAGAUGAACCCUUUUAAAUCAGCUCAGGACUCUGGGGCCAACUCCACCUACUUUCCCCAGCCUUACCCACGUGCUGAAAGAGAUGUCUUGGUUGGGAGGCAGCCAUCUCCCAUGGACACACCUGUAGCUGGCCUCAGAAGUAAUGGUCACAUCCUGGCACAGCCCCAGAGUCCAAGAGACCUUGAGGACAACUGCCUUGAGAGUUUAACUGAAAAUGGGAUGAAGAAAAAUAAGGGCCCUCUACCUCAGAGGCCUCCUCCCCCUCGAGUGAAAUGGGCCCAGUCGCUCAGAGAGGACAACUCAUUGGAGCAGUCUUCAUCUUCUGGGGCACCAAGUCAGAAGCACUAUCAGCAACAUCAGAGUCUACCCAGCCCAAGCACAGCGUCCAACCCCAACAGUCCCCCAGGACUCUUCAGUGGGCCUGGAAAGGCCGCCCCCAGAAUAUGUGAGUCAGCCUUUCAGGCCGUCUCAUCCUCUCAGGAGGAAGGUGAUGACGAGGUCUUUGUGCAGGAUUCAGGACCCAAUUCCACUUCCAGCCCCACUUCUAAAACUCUGUCCACUUUACCUCCACAACCACCCCCUUCACCUCCUCCAGUGGACCUGAAGGCACCAGGGGACAGCCUGGAAGAGUUUCCUCCUCCCCCUCCCCUAAUUACAGAUGAAGCUUUGGAGACCCCGAGAAAUGAUACUUAUGGAGAGACCUGUACCAGCAAUUCCAUCAGAUUGUCCAAGCUGACGACUGCAGAUUCUCAAAGGAGCAGCCCAACCCCAGCUUCCAGACCCUGCCUUUCCAUCAAGGCUCUAGGAGCUAAGCAGAUAAACUUAUUAUCCACUCCCAAUGCCCAGAACCAGCCAACUGGAGCUCCUGGGGAGCAGCGUAACCCAGAGCGGAUGCUUCCCCCCCCGGCCCAAAGUCUCAUCCCAAAGCUGGGCAACCCAACUCAGGAACUGGAAAAGGAUAGCCCCAGCCCUGAGAAGACUCCAGAGGACAUCAGAAGAGAGACCCUGGCCAAACAGAUUGUUCACCAAGACAAAUCCCUAGCGGCUAUUCUGGAUCCAGAUUCCAGAAUGAAGACUACCAUGGACCUGAUGGAAGGUUUGUUUCCACAGGGCUCAAGCGUCCUGAAGGAAAGCAAUACACAGAAGAAGACAAUACAGAGAAAUGUCAGUUUCCCAGUAUCUGAAGGGAGUAGGAGCACAGAGAAAGAAAGAGUGGGAAUGUUGAUCAACUGUCCUGCCUACUAUAACAUGUCUGCACCCAAGGCAGAGCUUCUGAACAAGCUCAAGUCCAUGCCUGUGGAGGGAAAUGAGGAUGAUGACCAACUAGAUGUCAAUGAAAAGAAGGCAAAGCUCAUCGGAAGCCUGAGGCUUAAACUGGAGUCGCUGAAGGAAGCGAAGGAGAGUUUGCUGAUGGACAUCAAGCUCAACAGUGCCCUUGGGGAAGAUGUGGAAGCUUUGAUCAGCAAACUCUGUAAACCCAAUGAAUUUGACAAGUACAAGAUGUUCAUAGGAGACCUGGACAAGGUCGUGAACCUCUUGCUUUCCCUCUCAGGACGAUUGGCUCGAGUAGAAAAUGUUCUCAGUGGCUUGGGUGAAGAUGCUGAUAACGAAGAGCGGAGCUCUCUAAAUGAGAAGAAAAAGGUGUUGGCUGGCCAGCACGAAGAUGCUCGGGAGCUCAAAGAGAACCUGGACCGGAGGGAGCGUGUGGUCUUGGACAUCUUGGCCAAUUACCUCACAAAGGAGCAGCUCCAGGACUACCAGCACUUUGUGAAGAUGAAGUCAACGCUUCUCAUCGAGCAGCGGAAAUUGGAUGACAAGAUCAAACUAGGCCAGGAGCAGCUCAGCUGCCUGCUGGACAGUCUUCCCAGGGACUUCCUCUCCCCAGCCCAGGGCCCAGCUUCCCUUCAGCCUCCUGAAGCUGAGGUGACCCCCACAGAGGUCUGUGCAUUCAGAAGCGUGCUUCCGACACUGACCUCUUCCUUUUAGCCUCUCCUAGAUGACCCAAUGAAAAACUCAUCUUUAUUCUCAAGAUUAUUUAAACUGAUCAGUUUUCAAAUUACAAUCCACUAAAAAAUUAUGGGGUUUUGGCAUUUUUUGAUGGGGGGAGGGGACGGUAACAGCAGAAAAAUACACAGUUCUGGGUUGGUUGCUUUGUUUGUUUUUCCUUCUCCCAGCUGCCCAAAAUAUAACCCUUUCUAUUUUUUCAUGGUAGGAAGAAAAGUAAUGAAAUUGGGGGUUGGUUAAAGGGUGGUUGAUUCUUUAGUUUUUAACCAGACUGGGUCAACAUUAAACAAGUUAAGUUUCACUGUCAAGAAUGUGUCCUGGUCUGCCUUCUCCUGGGCAAAGUGCCCUAUCUAUGAUAGAGUAGAAUUAUGCAAUAAAGAAGGAUCUGUAACAUAAAGUCUUUUAAAAAAUAUGAAGAGAAAGGGGGGAAAUACCCCCAACAUUGUCACUAUUUAUAUUUUUUAAAUGAAUGAGGAUGUGUAAAUGUUUGUUUAUAUGCUAAUCAAUUACUUGACUCUAUGGUGGACAUAGAAAAUCCUGUUGGAGUGAUGCCUUUGAUAAAAAUCUUUAAUGAGACAAAAAAGUCCAAAGAUAAUUAUACCAGCAUGGGAAUUUGUGCUUCCUCCCCCAUCCUUCCUCCCUCUCUCUCUCUCUCUCUCUCUCUCUCUCUCUCUCCUCUCUCUCUCUCUCUCUGUGUGUGUGUG
This is a messenger RNA of Phascolarctos cinereus (koala), 6389 nucleotides long. It is a transcript of the gene SHROOM3, whose product is annotated as shroom family member 3. Gene Ontology annotation, molecular function: actin filament binding. Lineage: Eukaryota; Metazoa; Chordata; Mammalia; Diprotodontia; Phascolarctidae. The record is from RefSeq and is a predicted model, not a curated record. Gene Ontology annotation, cellular component: cortical actin cytoskeleton; adherens junction; apical junction complex. Gene Ontology annotation, biological process: actin filament organization.